This is a messenger RNA of Hirundo rustica (Barn swallow), 3319 nucleotides long. RefSeq names its product EPH receptor B2 (gene EPHB2). The transcript is spliced from 16 exons. Gene Ontology annotation, biological process: central nervous system projection neuron axonogenesis; protein phosphorylation; angiogenesis. The record is from RefSeq and is a predicted model, not a curated record. NCBI's taxonomy places the organism in Eukaryota, Metazoa, Chordata, Aves, Passeriformes, Hirundinidae. Gene Ontology annotation, cellular component: plasma membrane; neuron projection. The coding region runs from base 82 to 3117 and encodes 1011 amino acids. Gene Ontology annotation, molecular function: protein binding; ATP binding; transmembrane-ephrin receptor activity.
GCGGCGGCCCCAGCGAGGGGCUCUGGGCUCUGCGCGCCGCCGCUCCGCCGCCUCCAUGGAGCGCCGGCCGCGCUGCCUCUGAUGCCCGGCCCGGCGCGCACCAUGGGGCCGCUGUGGCUCUGCUGCUUGCCCCUCGCCCUUCUGCCCCUGCUCGCCGCCGUGGAAGAGACGCUGAUGGACUCCACAACGGCGACAGCAGAGCUGGGCUGGACAGUGCAUCCUCCAUCAGGGUGGGAAGAGGUGAGUGGGUACGAUGAGAACAUGAACACCAUCCGCACCUACCAGGUGUGCAACGUCUUUGAGUCCAGCCAGAACAACUGGCUCAGGACCAAGUACAUCCGGAGGAGAGGAGCGCACCGCAUCCACGUGGAGAUGAAAUUUUCUGUCCGGGACUGCAGCAGCAUCCCAAACGUCCCAGGCUCCUGUAAGGAGACUUUUAACCUGUACUAUUUCGAGUCCGACUUUGACUCGGCCACCAAGACUUUUCCUAACUGGAUGGAGAAUCCUUGGAUGAAGGUGGACACGAUUGCUGCCGACGAGAGCUUCUCCCAGGUGGACUUAGGUGGACGGGUGAUGAAGAUCAACACCGAGGUGCGCAGCUUUGGGCCCGUCUCCAAGAACGGUUUCUACCUGGCCUUCCAGGACUACGGGGGCUGCAUGUCCCUGAUCGCCGUCCGCGUCUUCUACCGCAAAUGUCCCCGCGUGAUCCAGAACGGGGCCGUCUUCCAAGAAACGCUGUCGGGAGCGGAGAGCACCUCGCUGGUGGCAGCCAGGGGCACGUGCAUCGCCAACGCUGAGGAGGUGGACGUGCCCAUCAAGCUGUACUGCAACGGCGACGGCGAGUGGCUGGUGCCCAUCGGCCGCUGCAUGUGCCGGGCCGGCUACGAGUCUGUGGAGAACGGCACCGUCUGCAGAGGCUGCCCCUCGGGAACAUUCAAGGCCAGCCAGGGGGAUGAAGGGUGCGUCCACUGCCCCAUCAACAGCAGGACAACCUCGGAAGGAGCCACGAACUGCGUGUGCCGGAAUGGAUAUUACCGGGCAGACGCCGACCCCGUGGACAUGCCGUGCACCACCAUCCCGUCGGCGCCGCAGGCCGUGAUCUCCAGCGUGAACGAGACGUCCCUGAUGCUGGAGUGGAGCCCCCCGCGGGACUCGGGGGGCCGGGAGGACCUGGUGUACAACAUCAUCUGCAAGAGCUGCGGGGCGGGCCGCGGGGCCUGCACGCGCUGCGGCGACAACGUGCAGUUCGCCCCGCGCCAGCUGGGCCUCACCGAGCCCCGCAUCUACAUCAGCGACCUGCUGGCCCACACCCAGUACACCUUCGAGAUCCAGGCCGUCAACGGCGUCACCGACCAGAGCCCCUUCUCCCCGCAGUUCGCCUCCGUGAACAUCACCACCAACCAGGCCGCCCCUUCUGCUGUGUCCAUCAUGCACCAGGUGAGCCGCACCGUGGACAGCAUCACCCUCUCCUGGUCCCAGCCCGACCAGCCCAACGGAGUCAUCCUGGACUAUGAGCUGCAGUAUUACGAGAAGGAUCUGAGCGAGGUGAACUCAACCACAGUGAAGAGCCCCACCAACACCGUGGCAGUGCAGAACCUCAAGGCUGGCACCAUCUACGUGUUCCAGGUGCGGGCGCGCACCGUGGCCGGGUACGGCCGCUACAGUGGCAAGAUGUAUUUCCAGACCAUGACUGAAGCCGAGUACCAGACCAGCGUGCAGGAGAAGCUGCCGCUCAUCAUCGGCUCCUCGGCGGCGGGGCUGGUGUUCCUCAUCGCCGUGGUGGUCAUCGGCAUCGUGUGCAGCAGAAGACGGGGCUUCGAGCGGGCAGACUCGGAGUACACGGACAAGCUGCAGCACUACACCAGUGGCCACAGUACGUACCGGGGGCCACCCCCGGCCCUGGGGGGCCACUCCCUGCUCGUGACUCCAGGGAUGAAGAUCUAUAUCGAUCCUUUCACCUACGAAGACCCCAAUGAGGCUGUCAGGGAAUUUGCAAAAGAAAUCGAUAUCUCUUGUGUCAAAAUUGAGCAGGUGAUUGGGGCAGGGGAGUUUGGCGAGGUGUGCAGUGGGCAUCUCAAGCUUCCAGGCAAAAGAGAGAUCUUUGUGGCCAUCAAGACCCUCAAGUCUGGCUACACGGAGAAGCAGAGGCGGGACUUCCUGAGCGAGGCCAGCAUCAUGGGGCAGUUCGACCACCCCAACGUCAUCCACCUGGAGGGGGUGGUCACCAAGAGCUCUCCAGUCAUGAUCAUCACCGAGUUCAUGGAGAAUGGCUCACUGGACUCCUUCCUGCGGCAAAACGACGGGCAGUUCACGGUGAUCCAGCUGGUGGGGAUGCUGCGGGGCAUCGCCGCGGGCAUGAAGUACCUGGCAGACAUGAACUACGUGCACCGGGACCUGGCAGCCCGCAACAUCCUGGUCAACAGCAACCUGGUGUGCAAGGUGUCCGACUUCGGCCUCUCCCGCUUCCUGGAGGACGACACCUCCGACCCCACCUACACCAGUGCUCUGGGGGGGAAGAUCCCGAUCCGAUGGACGGCGCCUGAGGCCAUUCAGUAUCGGAAGUUCACCUCGGCCAGCGACGUGUGGAGCUAUGGCAUUGUCAUGUGGGAGGUGAUGUCCUACGGAGAGCGGCCCUACUGGGACAUGACCAACCAGGACGUGAUAAAUGCCAUCGAGCAGGACUAUCGGCUGCCACCGCCCAUGGACUGCCCGAAUGCCCUUCACCAGCUGAUGCUCGACUGUUGGCAGAAGGAUCGAAACCACAGGCCCAAAUUUGGACAAAUCGUCAACACCUUGGAUAAAAUGAUCCGAAAUCCGAACAGCCUGAAAGCCAUGGCACCUCUCUCCUCUGGGAUGAACCUCCCCCUCCUUGACCGCACAAUCCCAGAUUACACCAGCUUCAACACUGUGGAUGAGUGGCUGGAUGCCAUCAAGAUGAGCCAGUACAAGGAGAGCUUUGCCAGUGCUGGUUUCACCACCUUUGAUGUAGUAUCUCAGAUGACUGUAGAGGACAUUCUGCGAGUCGGGGUCACUUUAGCAGGACACCAGAAGAAAAUUCUGAACAGUAUCCAGGUGAUGAGAGCACAGAUGAACCAAAUCCAGUCUGUGGAGGUUUGAUAGCUGCCUGUCCUCCCACUCCUCCUCCUCGAGGCCCUGCUCCCCUUUGCCCCUGUUUGUCCAAGCUCCAGUUCCUGAGUGUUCUGCAUGGACCAGAGACAGGCAGCUGCUCCGAGGAUCAGGCAGCAGGAGGGAACACCCUGUCCUCAACAAUGAGAAGUCGCCAAGAGCUUCUAGAAUUUAAGCAAUGGAAAAAAGGGAA